AUGACCACAACUUCACCCAAAAACGGUGAUACAUCCAACUCCCCUGACGUCAGGCCCCCACCACCCCUUGCAAGACAGACCAGAUCUGAUUUCGACCUUGAACCCAACCCAUUUGAGCAGUCCUUCUCCAGACCCUCCCAUGUCCGACAUUCCCCUCGUUCAAAACGUGAUUCACCUAGCCCAGCCUCAUCUAACAGACCAUCCUCUGCUGCCUCAAAUCAAAACUCAAAGGAUGGUAGGUCUACUUCUCCAAGACCAGUAUUACCCCCUCUCGCAGCCAUAGCAUCCCCCAGCACAGAUCAAGGUUAUGGCUGGCAGUUCUCUUCAUCUCUUGCCAAUUCUCUACGUGCUGGGCCCCUCUCUCCUGCAAUGCUGGCUGGCCCCCAGCAGGGUUCAGACUCCGCCUCCCAUAUGCCUUUUGACACCUCAUUCCGAACGGGUUUAACUCCCCGCACCGGUCUCACUCCCCGGACAGGUUUGACCCCAGGCACAGGCUUGACACCCCUCGUAGGCGGUCCUGUCUCCUUCCCCCCUCCUUCCCCAAACACCGCCGCGUUCUUGGCGCUUAUGAAUAAUAAUGCAAGCGCUAAUUCAAACGCGACUAUAACACCAAACACCCUCAGCGCAAUCACAGGUGUUCUCAACUCCUCAUCAGCCCAGUAUAGCUCUGUCACACAUGCUCCCACCACGAGUUCUCACCUAUCCACAUCCAUCACUGCCAAUCAGGAAAAUAGUGAUCCUCCUUACCUCAGCGCAUCUUCCGCCGCAAGCACCGCUGCAAAUGGCUUAUAUCUGCUUUCCCAAGCUCAUCAGGAGCUUACCAAGCGUGAAGAAGCCCAGGCACGUGCUAACAAUGUUGCAAAUGCAACAAACGGCAGGCGUGGUACAAAGCGCAAGUCCUAUGACGCUGCAAGUCCACCUCCUCAACCUGCUCCCACCGCUCGUGCCCAAUCUCAGCAGCAUACCUCUCCCGUAAAACGUGCACGGGCUAAUACUGUAACCAGUGUCAGCACAAAUGGUCGUGGUAAAGCCUCUACAGAUGAUGAAGAGGAUGACGAGGACGAGGAUGAUGACGACAUGCCACCUUCUCAGAACCCCGGGGCCCGGAAGCAAACAAAGAAGCCCGAAACAGAGGAAGAAAAGCGACGUAACUUCCUCGAACGAAAUAGACAAGCCGCCCUAAAGUGUCGACAGCGCAAAAAGGCAUGGCUUGCAUCAUUGCAGGCCAAGGUCGAGUAUCUUCAGACCGAGAACGAGCGCCUCACAUCCGCUCUCGUCUCAUCGCGCGAGGAGAUCUCGCGGUUAUCCGCCCUCGUUGGAGGCGCCGUCAUUGGACCUGGGGGACCGACUGUCGGUCCAGGUGUGGGCCCCCCACCAGUAGCCGUCAAUGGCGUGGUCACCAAUGGCCAGCCCAUCAGCAUGAACAUGAAUCUUGUUGCCAAGGGCGCGCCGGCCGCCACCUCUGGCCGCGCGAGUUAUGGGUACUAA
Messenger RNA from Suillus subaureus, 1488 nucleotides. RefSeq lists its product as uncharacterized. The transcript has 2 exons. Gene Ontology annotation, biological process: regulation of transcription by RNA polymerase II. Bases 1 to 1488 code for a protein of 495 amino acids. The record is from RefSeq and is a predicted model, not a curated record. Gene Ontology annotation, molecular function: DNA-binding transcription factor activity, RNA polymerase II-specific; RNA polymerase II cis-regulatory region sequence-specific DNA binding. NCBI's taxonomy places the organism in Eukaryota, Fungi, Basidiomycota, Agaricomycetes, Boletales, Suillaceae.